AAUGGAGGUGUUUAAGAGUUUGAUAUUUUUGCUGUCUUUUCAGCUCCUGCAUGUGGCAAAAAGUUCUAUGGUAUGGCUAAAUAAGAACGGCUAUGAGGAUUUGGUUGUUGCAAUUAAUCCCCAGGUGCCAGAAGAUGCCAACAUCAUCCUGAACACGAUGAACAUGAUUAAAAAUGCUUCUAAUUACUUGUUUGAAAUGACAAAACAUCGAUUUUUCUUCAAGUCUGUAAAAAUUAUAAUUCCUAAAACGUGGAAGAAUAACACGAACUAUUCAAGAUUAAAAACAGAAUCAUAUGAUAAGGCAGAUGUCAUCAUAGCAGACCCUUAUAUGACACAUGUAGAUGAUCCUUAUACCUUACAUUAUAGAGGAUGUAAGGAGAAAGGACAGUACAUCCAUUUCACACCUAACUUCCUGUUAAAUGACAAUUUGACUAAUGUUUAUGGAGAAAAAGGUCGAGUUUUUGUCCACGAAUGGGCUCACUUUCGGUGGGGGGUGUUUGAUGAAUAUAGUAGUGACAUGCCUUUUUAUGUGUCUAGAAAUUCUGAAGAAGCAAGUGUUGAAGCAACAAGCUGUCCAGCUGGUGUGACUGGUAUACCUGUUUUCCAAGACUGCAGCGGAGACAAGUGUGAGCCAAGAAUCUGUAGAUAUGAUGGUCAGCUAUUUGAAAAAGGAUGUACAUUUAUUCCAGAUAUACAACAAAAUAUGUCAUUUUCUGUUAUGUAUUUGCAAUUACCUUCUGUGGUUGAAUUUUGUGACAAAAACACUCACAAUAGUGAGGCUCCAAAUAUGCAGAAUAAGAUAUGCGACCACAAAAGCACGUGGGAAGUAAUUAUGGAAUCUGAUGACUUUCGCAACUCGGUUGUUAUAAAUGCUUCUGCACCCCCCUCUGAGACUACCUUCACACUACUGCAGACCCAAACCAGAGCAGUCGCCUUAGUGCUUGAUGUUUCCGGGAGCAUGUCAAUGCAUGACCGCCUCAGACAUCUCCGUAGUGCUGCAGAGGUAUUUCUGCUCCAUAUUAUUGAAAUUGGUUCCUGGGUUGGAAUUGUCACAUUUGACUCUGAUGCAUCUGAAAAAGCUCCUUUGCAACAAAUAACCAAUGACACAGCACGCCAAAAACUUGUUCAAUGUUUGCCUACAAUUGCUAGUGGACAAACCAAUAUCUGUGCAGGCAUACGUAAAGGAUUUAAGUUAAUUGCAGAAAAAAUGACUACUACAUGUGGUUCAGAAAUUGUGUUACUGACAGAUGGAGAGGACCCACGUAUAGCAACUUGCCUUGAUGUGGUGAAACAAAGUGCAGCAACAAUUCACACCAUUGCAUUGGGGCCAUUGGCAUCCAAAGAAUUAGAAAGAUUUUCAAAACUAACAGGAGGUUUAAAUCUUUAUGCUGUAGAUGGAGCCGUCCCCAGUAAAUUAAUUGAGACAUUCAGUGCAAUUACAUCAAGAAGCGGAGAUAUUUGUGAACAAUCUAUUCAGCUUGAAAGCAAAGACCUAGUUGUUCAGCAUUCUGGAUGGAUGAAUACUACUGUGCCUGUGGACAAAACUGUGGGAAAUGACACUUUCUUCCAUAUUGCAUGGAGUCUAUCUCGGCCAUUUUUUUUCCUGAGGGACCCCAAAGGAAAAGAAUAUGGAAGUUCAGACUUUACAACCAGUAAUUCAAACCCAAACACAGCCAGACUCAGUAUAAGUGGCACUGCAGAGGUGGGUGAUUGGGAGUUUUGUAUUAAAAAUGUUCAUACAGCAACUCAAACUAUAUCAGUAACAGCUACCUCUCGACCAGCAUAUUCUGAUGUUCCUCCUGUGAGAAUUGCAGCUCACAUGAACAGGGCAAAUAAAGCAUUUAAUCCAGUUGUUGUUUAUGCAGAGGUUAGCCAAGGGUUUUUGCCUGUUCUUGGUGCAACUGUGAUAGCCACCAUAGAGAAGGAUGGUGCUGGAGCAGUAACACUUGAACUUCUUGAUAAUGGCACAGGCGCUGACACGAUGAAGGAUGAUGGAAUCUACUCAAGGUACUUUACUUCUUUACAAGGCACUGGAAGAUACAGACUAAAAGUGAAUGCCCAUGGGAGAAAUAUAACUACCAGACUUAGCCUCAAGCAAAAUCGAGCCGUGUAUAUACCAGGCUACAGAGUAAAUGGUAAAAUUCAUAUGAAUGCACCAAGACCUAAAUUUGCUGAUAAAGAAAUCCAAGUCAAGCUGGGAAGUUUCAGCAGAAUUUCAACAAGUUCUCUUGUAGUUAAUACAGCAGGAGAUUCUGCUCCUAUUUAUCCACCCUGUAAAGUUACAGACCUUCAUGCUCGUAUAGAAAACAAAACAAUAGUCUUGUCUUGGACAGCUCCAGGAGGGGACUUUGACAAUGGAAAAGCUGAUCACUAUAUAAUAAAAAGUAGUAAAAAUCUUCUGGACCUAAGAAAUCAUUUUGAUCGUGCUACUUCUCUGAAUUCCUCUAAUCUCAUACCUAAGGAGGCUGGUAGAGAAGAAUCAUUUAAAAUAAACCCAGAAAAUUUCAUAAUAGAAAAUGACACCAUAAUCUACUUUGCUAUACGUGCUGUUGAUGAUACCAACUUGAUUUCAGAGGUGUCUAAUAUAGCACAAGCCACAUGGUUCAUUCCUCCAAAAGCACUUGCACCUUUAGAUGAUGACGGCGACAAUGGUGGUGCUAACAGUACAGUAAUAGUGGCAAUAGUAGGUCUGUGUGUAGUAGUUGUCUGUACUAUCGUAAGUUCAACUCUGUGUGUUUUGCAAAAACAAAAGAGAAGACUGGAGAUUGAAAAAAUGCAAAAGCAUGUGUAA
Molecule: messenger RNA, 2791 nt
Organism: Haliaeetus leucocephalus (bald eagle)
Lineage: Eukaryota; Metazoa; Chordata; Aves; Accipitriformes; Accipitridae
Product: epithelial chloride channel protein-like
Exons: 14
Coding region: 2-2791 (929 amino acids)
Biological process (GO): chloride transport
Molecular function (GO): intracellularly calcium-gated chloride channel activity
Source: RefSeq, a predicted model, not a curated record